GGAGCGCGCAUUGUGAAGAGGCGGGGCAGCGGGAAUAUCUCUUUCCGGAUAUUUACCGAUGUUUACCUCCACCUGCCCGCGCGACGCGCCCAGUUCCAAGGUUUUUAACAGCGGUAGUAUCAACGGACAUGACAAAGUUCCCAAAUCCAGGACUACUGAGGUUGUGGAGAUGGACUGAGGGUUGUGUCUGUGUGUGUGUGUGUGUGUGUGUGUGUGUGUGUGAGUGAGUGACGCGUAAUUCAGAGUGCAAAGACACAGAGAAACCCGCAGUGGGAACACACAGCCAUAACGGGUACCUCCCCAACCAACGCGGCUUCGCAUACGCGUCCCUCUAUUGAUUUGAAUGUGUUGACAAUUGGAGAAAUAGCUUGAGCUGCAUUGAGAAUUACAAAAGUAUGAAGGCCAAUGGUCCAAUAUUCUAGAAUACUGCUGUGCGUGCACAUUUUGGACUCUGAUAGACGUGUGUGUGUAAGAGGUUGAGUAACCCGCGGUAACAGACAUGCCCAAACCUGAUCUACUGUGUUUGGUUCAACUACUGGACAACACUAUCCAAACCUUUACAGUCAACAAGCAGGAUGCAGGUGAGGUUUUGCUGGAGCAGGUGUGUAAUCAGCUGGGUCUGCUGGAGAGACACUUCUUCAGUCUGCAGCUACGAGACUCCAACACCACCAUCGUCACUCAAACACACUCUCCUAGGUGGCUGGAGGCCAACAAACCACUGAAGAAGCAGCUGAAAGGAGUUGUCUCUCCAUUCUACCUGACCCUCCGAGUCCGAUUCUUCAUCUCAGACCCCAACUCUCUACAGCAUGACCAGACCAGACAUAUGUACUUCCUCCAGAUCAGGAGUGACAUCAGAGAGGGCAGGUUGAAGUGUCCUCUGAGUGCAGCUGUGGUACUGGCCUCCUAUGCUGUGCAGUCUGAGCUAGGUGACUACUCCCCAGACCUUCUCCCUGGUUACCUGUCCAAAAGCCACUUCCUCCCGGAGCAGGAUGAUGACUUCCUGUCUAGAGUGGAGGCUCUGUACCCAGGGCACAGGGGGCUGAAGCAGAGUGAUGCAGAGCUGUGUUUUCUCAACACAGCAAGAACUCUGGAGCUGUAUGGAGUGGAGCUACACACUGCCAUGGACUCCAACAGUUCCCCUCUAUUGGUGGGAUUGGCCUCAGGGGGCGUGGCUAUCUUCUGUAACAUGAUUUGCUCCAGUUUCUUCCCCUGGGUGAACAUCAUCAAGAUAUCCUUCAAGAGGAAACGCUUCCUUAUGCAGCUCAGACGCAAACAUGGGGAGACGCAGGACUGUGUGGUGAGCCUGGUCCUGCCGUGCCCCAGGGCCUGUAAGAACCUGUGGAGGUCAUGUGUGGACCAUCACUGCUUCUUUCACACCAACCUGGCAACCCGUAGCCCACACCACACCAACCUGGCAACCCAGAUACACAACAAGCUGCUCUCACAACACUGGGCCUUGGGCAACACUAAAACAGACAGUGGUCCAGUGUGUAAGAAAGUGAUGGGUGGGAUGGAGUGGAACCCAGCUCUGAGGGGAUCCACCUCGUCAGAACACCUGGAGACCAAGAGCCUACCUUCCCGAUCCCCCCCGCUCACACCCAACUGGCGGAGUCCUCGUGUGCGUCAUGGCGCCCGUAAACCCCGCCCCUCCUCAGUGGAGCUGAACAAUGACCUGCGAGACGUGUCAGAGGGGGAGGAUGUCUUUUACACCUACAGGGUCUCCCUCAGCAGCAGCCAGGAGGGCACGCCUACACACAGUGUUUCUGGCACUCACAGCCAAGGAGGCGGAUGGUCGCAGGUUGAUGACAUCGGCACAGGAGAGGAAGACAUUAAGGCCACCUCUCACUACCGGGACAAGCGUGCUCUGGGGGAUGGCGACCUGCUAUUGGUGCGUCUCGCUCCUGAUCACGAUGGAAAGUUUGGUUUCAAUGUCAAAGGUGGCGUGGACCAGAAGAUGUCCCUGGCCAUAUCCCAGGUCAACCCUGACUCCCCUGCGGGGCGGGUUGAGCCAAGGUUGUUGGAAGGUGAUCAGGUCGUGCUGAUCAACGGUCGUGACAUCUCUGAACACACGCAUGAUCAGGUGGUCAUGUUUAUAAGAGCCAGCAGAGAGUCCCACUCCAGAGAACUGGCUCUGCUUAUACGACGCAAAGGUCCAGGGCGUGUGGCCCCCCUGCUGCAGUUUCCCUCUGCCCUGUCUCUGACUGGCCAAUCACACGGUGAACCACUGCUUCUGCCUGGCCAAUCAGAACAAGGCCAGACACUUGAAGAGUCCAUGAAACAACUGGAGAGGGGGAUCCAGACAGGCACUCUCACCUUCCACUUCGAGAACCUGUACAUGAGGAAGCCUGGCCUGUCAGUAGCCUGCGCUCGUCUCCCUGAGAACACAGACAAGAACAGAUACAAGGACGUGCUGCCCUACGACGUCUCCAGAGUGGUACUUCUGGACCAAGAGGACUACAUCAAUGCAAGCCACAUCACGGUGGUGUCCCCAGGGUCUGGUGUGUGUCUGCGCUACAUUGCAGCUCAAGGACCGCUGCCUCAGACCUGCACUCACUUCUGGCAGAGUGUGUGGGAGCAACACACACACACCAUCAUCAUGCUCACCACACUCACCGAGAGAGGACGGACUAAGUGCCACCAGUACUGGCCACACCCUCCUGAAGUGAGGGAUUAUGGGUACCUGAGGGUCAGCUGCCACUCUGAGGAAUGCAACCUGGCCUACGUCACACGCCAGUUCACCCUCACACACACACAGCUGGGAGAGGAGCGUUCGGUGACCCACCUGCAGUAUGUAGCAUGGCCAGACCAUGGUGUACCUGAUGACCCCUCAGACUUCCUGCUGUUCAUCACCUCUGUUAGAGAGAGGAGGACAGGAGACACACCACUUAUGGUGCACUGCAGCGCAGGGAUUGGGCGUACAGGUGUUCUCAUUACCAUGGAGACGGCGUUGUCGCUGUUGGAGAGCGGUCGACCUGUGUUCCCUCUGGACAUCAUCAGGACGCUCCGAGACCAGAGGGCCAUGAUGAUCCAGACCACGUGUCAGUUCCGGUUUAUGUGUGAGGCCAUCCUGCGUGUCUACAGAGAGAGAGGAGAGCAUUCUACAGCACCACCCUCAGCACUGCUAACGGACCAUUAACAGGAGGAUGGGGGGACAGCUAGCCCCAGCACUAGGCUAACAGGAGAAGAGGACUGCUAGCCCCAGCACUAGGCCAACAGGAGAAGAGGGCCGCUAGGCUGUAGCCUUAGAGAGCCAUAGCAUUCCACUAGCCUUAAGUGCUCGACAACAGCUAGCCUUCUGUUGCUACAGCACAUAACGAGCCAUAGUGCCGAAUGUGCUCAGCUAGUCCUAUCCUUAUGUUAGCCAUAGAGCACCGCUAGCAGGGAAGGACCAUGUACUAUAAAGGUCUCUUUUUUUUCUUCUCUGGGACCAAAGUGCUACUGUAUGAGUGACUGAAGACUGUAUCUCAGUACCUCCUGAGUGGAGGCUAUAUAGCCUUCCUAAUGGAGCCCGCGGCUAGUUCCUCCUGAGUGGAGGCUAUAUAGCCUUCCUAAUGGUGGCCCGCGGCUAGUUCCUCCUGAGUGGAGGCUAUAUAGCCUUCCUAAUGGUGGCCCGCGGCUAGUUCCUCCUGAGUGGAGGCUAUAUAGCCUUCCUAAUGGUGGCCCGCGGCUAGUUCCUCCUGAGUGGAGGCUAUAUAGCCUUCCUAAUGGUGGCCCGCGGCUAGUUCCUCCUGAGUGGAGGCUAUAUAGCCUUCCUAAUGGUGGCCCGCGGCUAGUUCCUCCUGAGUGGAGGCUAUAUAGCCUUCCUAAUGGUGGCCCGCGGCUAGUUCCUCCUGAGUGGAGGCUAUAUAGCCUUCCUAAUGGUGGCCCGCGGCUAGUUCCUCCUGAGUGGAGGCUAUAGAACUAGGCCUUUUCUAGACUAGAGAGAUUGACUGGUCUCUCUGUAUUGUUGGGAGUGAGGCUUUCGGUGGAUUCACAGUAGAGACGAACACUGCCAGAUCCACCACACACUACCCCACGCUCCCACCUUCCCUAAAUUAUUGACACACUGAAUAAACACACUGACAUCUA
Molecule: messenger RNA, 4068 nt
Organism: Salvelinus namaycush (lake trout)
Lineage: Eukaryota; Metazoa; Chordata; Actinopteri; Salmoniformes; Salmonidae
Product: tyrosine-protein phosphatase non-receptor type 3-like
Exons: 26
Coding region: 500-3136 (878 amino acids)
Biological process (GO): protein dephosphorylation
Cellular component (GO): cytoskeleton; cytoplasmic side of plasma membrane; cytoplasm
Molecular function (GO): protein tyrosine phosphatase activity; protein binding
Source: RefSeq, a predicted model, not a curated record